AUGUUCAGAGCACUCGUCCGCUCCGCAUCAACCAUCUACCGCCAGGCCGCCAUUAAGGCAACACCAGCAACAGUCGCAAGGAUGCCCAUGGGCCUUACAUUCGCCCGCACAUAUGCCUCUGCUGGUCUUGUUCGUUCGGACGUCGAGAAGCGCGUUUUGGAUAUCUUGGCCGGAUUCAACAAGGUCGACAGCAACAAGAUCUCGCUCAGCGCAAACUUCAACAACGAUCUCGGACUGGACUCACUGGACACUGUCGAGGUCGUGAUGGCUAUCGAGGAAGAGUUCUCGAUCGAGAUCCCCGAUAAGGACGCUGACGAGAUCAAGUCUGCCGCCCAGGCUGUUGAGUAUAUCUCCAAGCGCGAUGACGCCCAUUAA
Linnemannia hyalina is the source of this 375-nucleotide messenger RNA. The record is from the annotation of a GenBank genome assembly. Lineage: Eukaryota; Fungi; Mortierellomycota; Mortierellomycetes; Mortierellales; Mortierellaceae.